This is a messenger RNA of Acanthopagrus latus (yellowfin seabream), 3230 nucleotides long. RefSeq lists its product as uncharacterized. Lineage: Eukaryota; Metazoa; Chordata; Actinopteri; Spariformes; Sparidae. Gene Ontology annotation, molecular function: protein binding. The coding region runs from base 330 to 1502 and encodes 390 amino acids. The transcript is spliced from 10 exons. The record is from RefSeq and is a predicted model, not a curated record.
GUAGUCAACUCUUACUCAUCUCUGCCCAAGACCUCCACAGUAAAGGCCAUUGCGGCAUGUGUGACUCCCUAAAUCUAAAUGGAAAAAAGAGAAGGGGAAGUUCUCCGCCCAAUUCCAGCCUCCAACAGUUUUAAGCCUUGCUGCGAAGACGCUAGAAGCGAAAGUCGAACUGAGACAGAGACGUUUGGACCGGCCGUUUUAACUUUUUCGUGUUAAAAAAAACCCCCAACAGGCUGGACAGCACACGGUCGUCCUCAGGAAGCGGGAGUAAGCCCUUCUCACCGGCGUCUGCGCUCACAGUAAACUGUGGGACACGUCUCCCAGGAAGGAUGACCUGGACCUCUCAACGUUUGGAGCUGUUCGUUUUAAGCUGCCUCGUCUUAACGUCCCACACAAGUGAAGUCUUGCCGCCACAGAACGUGUCGCUGCGGUGGAUUACUAGUUUUGAGCCUCAGCUGUCCUGGGCGCCACCACGGCAUCCAGUGGAAAACUGCAGCUAUGAAGUAGAGUGGUCACGAACCAAUCAGACGGACGACAGAUACACAUGCAUCCCGAAAAACCUGACCUGGAGCGAGUAUACAGUGAUGGACGGGCGACACCUAUACCUCGCUGUCAGAACUAUCUGUAAUGACACGCAUAGUGAGCCAGUUGAGUUGCCCGUCAUUUACCCAGAGCUGGUGAGAAAUCUGAGCUGCUACAUCCAUUCCUCCAACCUAACACGCUGCUCCUGGCACCGGGUCAGUGACAUUGCAGAUUUUGGCUUUUUCUUCAGGUUAACAGCUGAAGAUCUCAGCGCCUCUAUUAACAACAAAUCCAACCCGAACUUGCAAGCGUGCCCAGAGUACGUUGGCGGAAGGACUGGCUGUAAUCUGCAGGCGAAGCCCACACAUGCCAUCCACAUCUUGUUUAAUGGAACACUGAACAACAGACUUGUCAGGAACACCUUCAAGAUUUGGCUUAAAGAGAAUGUGAGACCUCUACCCCUGACAUGGACAGCCAUUAAAGCUGGGGAUAAGUUCAACAUCAGCUGGAUUCCCCCUGACUUUUGUGAACUGUCUUGCUGGACGUUCAAAAUUAGACAAACCGCUUGUAAUAAAUCACUGCAUCACGACAAAUUUCAUGUAACAUCAACUGAGCUGAACGUGGUCCCUCACUGUAAGAACUGCAUGGCUAUCAAAGUAGAACGGAGCAGAGCGAAGGAAGCGGGAAGAGAGUCGGAGUGGAGUGAGGAGAAGUGUUUUGCUGGCGAACCUAAUGCGUUGGUGUAUGCUGCCAUUAUCAUCCCGCUGAUGUUCGCCGUCCUGGCAACCCUGACUCUUGUGUGUUGCAAGAAGAACAAGGACGUUAUUUUUCCCAGAGUUCCAGAACCUCGGGACUUCCUCAGCGAUAUUUCUGACAACAACAACAAGAUCACUGUGCGUAAUCUCUACAUCCCGGCAGAAGAAGAAGAUUGUAAAAUCACCCUAGUGAUAGACCCCCUAAACAACAAACUCCUCUCCUGACCCUCCCACAUUCUUGCUUUACUGGCUCAAUAAAAUUGGAAGACUUCACUGCGCAAGUGAUAAAUGCUGCAUGUUGGGUAAGCAGUUGCGUGAAGGGGGAUUUCAACUCAAACUUCUUUCCUCACCAAAAACAUUGGCAGCUACUGCACUCCUACAAAUUGAUUCCAUCAGCUGUUAUGAACUGAUGCAGCUCAUGUCCAACUUCAUAAGGCGUGCUUGCAAAAGUAUGUCCCAGGGCAUUACAUGAAACCAAAGGGAGACCCUUAUAAGGACUAAAUACGACAGCACAUUAAGCCAAACUAACAGUCGCAAUAUCAUCAAUUCCUUAUCCCCAUGGCAUGUUGAUGCACACCAGCAGCUCCUUCUUUGGACAUACAUUUAGUUGCUGUGUUUAUGUUUGCCCUUGUUUUUGAUCAUUAAUCUUUUAAGCCCCACGCCAACUUUCUAGGGUUAGGGUUAGGGGUUAGGGUUAAAAACCACUUUGGACUUUGGGGUCCCCCAAUUAGCAUUUACAGAGCAUUUGAUGCAUAAAGGCUGAACACUUGCUGGUCUAAGGUUGCGUGAGGAUGUGAGUAAUUUCUGCUUUGCUCUAUUGUAUAGUCACCGUGAGUCAUGAUUAUCUACAGGCCUUUUGUCAGAGCAGUCAGCCCUCCUCUUUGACCGAACGAUCCUUUGUCAUGUGGUUUUUCCGUCCUUUGCCUCUUAACAGUGUGAACACAUGUCACCUACAGUCCUGGUGAUGUCACUGUCACUGCUGAAUCGUGUUCAAGAUGUACAUUCAUAUCCCAAAUGCCAAAGGUCAACUUCACUGUGACAUGUUGUGGCCACUAUUCAGUGGCACAGCUCAGGAGAAGCGAAAACUGGUGCGUGGAGGCACACAGUUAUUCUGUUUUUUUACACAUGAGAUUUAUUUACAUUUUUUUUAUUUUAAAUUUUUGUAAUGUCUAUGCAGAUACAAACCCUGAUUAUCAUUCUGGGUAUACUUCUGUUUCCUGUUGAUCAGUGAGCACAGUCCCUUUCAAAUAACCAAGUACAAUUCUUAAAAAUGCAUCAACAGAAACAGCAACAGCCUAUGAGUAACAGUCAGUCAGUCUGCCAUACACACAGACUUUUGUUUUAUUAGAUAUUAUACAUAUGUUACUGUCAGUUAAAGACAUAUAUCACUUGUGAUGUUUUUAUUGCAGUGCCUAACAGUUUUGCACUUAUUAUUCUACUUCUGUGCCGUCACUUUCAUGGCCAGUUGUAAUCUGUGGGCCCAAUUUGGCGGCCACACACAGAUUCCACCGCAGCAUUGUUUCGUGUUUCGUGUUUUUUUUGUUGUUUUUUUUUUAUCUGCUUGGACAAGGGUUGAGGAUAUGUCUCACUCUCUUGCACAAUGGAAUAGCCGAGGCUUUAGUUACUACUGUAUAUAAACAUUUAUGGGAUGGAGAGCUGCCCUACAUGCUCUGAAAUUGUAUCAAGCUGGGACUGUAGGGUUGAGUGUCCGUCUACUGUAGCUGUUAUCUCCCUUUUUGUCUGUAGAGGACUGAAUGUGAAAUGAAUGAAUAGUGGCGCGUGAAAUGAUUUUCAUACCGAUGUUGGUGCUCGACAGUGAAUGUUUGGAUGAUGUACUCAGACAGGCUGACGCUGGGUGCCACAUCUAAAUGUAUUGUUACUCAUUUUUAUGUCACUUCUUUUGAUAAACUUUCAAUAAAGGUUUGAAGUUUCUGCACAAAAAAAACAUGAAAA